Monopterus albus (swamp eel) is the source of this 3809-nucleotide messenger RNA. It is a transcript of the gene col9a3, whose product is annotated as collagen, type IX, alpha 3. The transcript has 32 exons. Lineage: Eukaryota; Metazoa; Chordata; Actinopteri; Synbranchiformes; Synbranchidae. Bases 203 to 2239 code for a protein of 678 amino acids. The record is from RefSeq and is a predicted model, not a curated record. Gene Ontology annotation, cellular component: extracellular matrix.
UCCCUCUCAUCACUGUGUGCAGUGCGCUAGAUUAAGUUCAACCCAUUUGCUGGAGGCUCGGGUUUAUCUGGAACUCAAGUGAAAACCAUUCAGGAGCUGUGCGCCGUGAGGUUAAGGAAGGCUCCGUUGCGGACGCUGAGGGGGAGAGAGAGGACCGGGAACCGUGGAUUUGAUCUUAUCUGCUUAAACUCGGGUUUGUGCCAUGGCAGUGUUCUCUGCUCUUUGGGUUCUCUUACUGCUCCAGCUUUUAUCGUCAUCAUCAGCCCAGAGGCCAGGCCCCAGAGGAGCGCCAGGGCCACCAGGACCCCCAGGUCCACCAGGAAGGGAUGGCACUGAUGGUAAAGCUGGACCUCCUGGACUGCCAGGGAAACCAGGUCCCAAAGGGAAAGCAGGACUACCAGGGGCACCAGGAAAACCAGGGAUGCCAGGGCUUCCAGGAGUGGAUGGUUUGACAGGUCCUGAUGGUCCUGCAGGGAAGGACGGGCCCCCAGGGGAAGCAGGCGACCCUGGGCCUCCCGGUCCACCUGGAUCUCCUGGCAGAGGGAGACCAGGAGCUCCAGGACUACUUGGAACCACUGGGCUGCCAGGUGGUGUUGGACCGCAGGGUCCACCAGGCGCUGAAGGUCUUCCAGGACUUCCUGGACCUCCUGGCCCUGAUGGGCCCCCAGGUCUUCCUGGUACUCUUCAUGAUCUUAGUGGUGACCUGCUGUGUCCUGCAAUCUGCCCCCCUGGUCUUCCAGGUCCUCCUGGUAUGCCAGGAUUCAAGGGUCACACAGGGCAUAAAGGAGACAAAGGAGAGCCUGGCAAAGAUGGAGAAAAGGGUGACGCUGGCCCUCCUGGUCCUCCAGGUAUUCCCGGCACUGUGGGUCUUCAGGGCCCACGUGGUCUAAGAGGUUUACAAGGCCCAGUGGGACCUGCAGGAGACAGAGGCUUCCCUGGUUUCAGAGGCAAGCCUGGCAUCGCUGGCAUCAUUGGAAAGACAGGCGAUGCUGGAGAAAAAGGACCACAGGGAUUCAAAGGACCCAAAGGAGAAAUUGGUAAAAUCGGUCCUAAAGGAGCUCCUGGGGGAGCAGGACCUAAAGGGGAGCCUGGUAUUCCCGGUAGAGAUGGAAAAGACGGUAUACCAGGAUUAGAUGGCGAGAAGGGUGAUGCUGGACGCCACGGAGUGGUUGGAGAGAAAGGACCAAAUGGCCUUCCUGGUCUACAAGGAAAGGCUGGUGAAAAUGGAUCUAAAGGAGAAGUUGGUGAUCCAGGGAAGGCUGGGGAGACGGGACCCUCUGGAGAGCCAGGUAUUCCUGGUGAGAUAGGCGUCCCAGGAGAGAGGGGGAUACCGGGGCCCAGAGGAGUGGCUGGAGGCAUUGGACCUGUGGGCAACCCUGGGCCUCAAGGAGUGAAGGGCUUUCAGGGGGUAAAUGGAGCUUUGGGGGAUCCAGGUCUUCCAGGUCCAACAGGAAUCCGUGGAGAGUUUGGUGAAAGGGGUCCAGCUGGAGCUUCUGGACCUAAAGGAGACAUGGGUGUGGCAGGAAGUGAUGGUUUACCAGGAGAGAACGGAGAACCUGGUCCUUUUGGGCCAGUUGGACAAAAGGGAGAGCCAGGGAAGCGUGGAGAACUGGGCCCUAAGGGCAUGACAGGUCCACAAGGAGAACCCGGGGCAAGAGGGCCUCCAGGAAAACAAGGAUCAAUAGGCUUCCAGGGGGAACAGGGUCUGCCAGGAAUCGUUGGAAAGACAGGCGUACCCGGUAGACUGGCAAGUGAGCAGCACAUCAGAGAACUGUGUGGUUCAAUGAUCGAUGAUCAGAUUGCACAGCUGGCUGCUAACCUUCGAAGACCCCUGUCUCCUGGAAUGGUGGGCCGCCCAGGUGUUCCUGGGCCUCCAGGACAGCCAGGAGUUUCUGGCUCUAUUGGGCAUCCAGGUGCCCGUGGACCACCAGGGUACAGAGGCCUACCAGGAGAACUUGGAGAUCCUGGUCCCAGAGGUGAUGCUGGUGAGCCAGGCGAUAAGGGAUCCAUUGGUAGGGCCAUUGAUGGGCCCCCUGGAGACCCAGGAUACCAAGGUCCUCCUGGAGUACCUGGCAUAGUCAAAGAUGGGCACGAUGGAUCUCCAGGAGACCCAGGUGAGCCUGGAGAGCCAGGCAGGGUAGGUAGGACUGGACACCAGGGACCUCCUGGACUCUGUGAUACAUCAGCUUGUCAGGGCGCAUCAAUCGCAGGGAAAUCCUCCAACCCCAAAAACAAUUAAACAUGACUUUGUGCAACCUGACACCAUCCACCCCAGAGAGGAAGGGUGAUAAGCGAGGGAAGGAAGGAAUGAAAAAAGAGAGUGAUCACAAAAAAUGUCCUCUUUAUUUAAAUACAUGUAUCACAAGAUAAGAAGAGAAACAACAACUGGUGUGAUAUUCUGAGAGGAACAGAGAAACAUCCAAGGAGUGAUGUGAAUAACCAGAGCAACCUGACUGACAACAACAUCAAGAUGACAUCCAGAAGUAGAGUGCACAGAUGCACAGAAGGGUGCAGGAGAGUAACUGCAUUGUUCCACACACUAUCACAUAACAAGACUUGACUUACAAACAACUGCUCAGUGAAUGAUGAGCCCUUUGUGUAUAAAAACUUUGUACAUGUUGUUUCCAUGACCCCGGUACAUUGGUUAACAUCCUUCUGGCAGAUGACACUAGAAAACAAUAGUGACUGACUGAAGUGAAUGUGCAUGUAUCACAGCCCAUUAGUGUAAAAUCACAGGUGUUACCUCAACAUACAACUGUGUAAAAUAUAAAAACAGGUGCCAGAGGUGAAAGGCCUCUGUGAAGGAGCUGCAUAUGUACUGUAAAAGGAAUUAAAAAACAAAUUCCCAGGUGCCCAGAAAUUGUGUAGAUGAAUGCACAAAUGUAAAACUUUUAUCUUUUCGACAGCUUGUUUUUCAUUUUGCUUUUUUAAUUACAUGUGAUAAUGAUUCUCUAGAUCUGAGAAUCAAAAACAAAAUAAAACUUGUGGAUGCAUAAAUCAGACAUUGUAAAAUAAGUUUAAGAAUCUUUGGAGCAAAAUAAAAAUAUUUGUCUUUUUUUCAGUCUGCAACAACCACCUCCACUACGUAGGCCUACUAUCGGUGCUGUAACUAUUAAAUACACAUGCCUUUAAAUACUAUUUAUUAUUUGUGGGUGACUGUACAGUAAGAUGCUACAGCAACAUGUUGUAAGAACGAACAAAUAAAGCCACUUUUCAGUAAAAGUUUACUUUUCUCUACAUACAACAUGAACCGUCUGUACUUCAGAGUAAUAUGUUUAACAAUAUAAAAGUCAAGUAAUCCCUUUAACUGACAAAGCAAUAACACAGUUUUCAUGCUAAAUAUUUAAAUAUGUGAUUAAAGAAUACCAGUAUGUGGACAUGAAAACCGAACAACAUACUGUUUGAACAAAGUGUAACACAAUUUGAAUCAAGUCUUUAAAAGAAUGAUGGCGAUAUAAUUUAAAUUAGCCGAAUCUAUCAUAGCUGAAAUCGACACAGAUCACUAUUGUGUCUGUUUUUCCAUAGAGAACCAGUGCCAUCUGUAGGUGACUAUGAAAAGCCUGCUUCGGCUCUGAUACAGUGUAGUCUUGGAGAAAGCCUGCCAUGUUUGAGUGUCACAUGGUCUGGGACUGAAAAUCUUACAUUUUCUAAACCAUAGUAAUGUAGGCAGAAGCAGAGCACCUCUCAAAAAGGAACUUUUUUCUUUUAAAAUGUAACAAUAUAUCAAAAUAGCUGCAUAAGCCAGACCUCCUGGGACAACUCCAGCUAAAUUCACUCAAAUAUCUGGCUGAUUUAUUGGGGGGGGGGUC